Molecule: messenger RNA, 867 nt
Organism: Medioppia subpectinata
Lineage: Eukaryota; Metazoa; Arthropoda; Arachnida; Sarcoptiformes; Oppiidae
Source: the annotation of a GenBank genome assembly
UAUGUGACGGAUCGAGUGAUGACCGUCUCAUUCCAUAAGUUCGGCAAAAACUUCUUCCCCGAAACGGGAGACCUGAAGGACAUCGGAGCCGAAAGAGGCAAAUACUAUGCCAUUAAUGUUCCGCUCAAUGAUGGCAUCGACGACGAGUCCUACGAAAGCAUUUUCCAACCCGUUAUUUCAAAGGUGAUUGAGACGUAUCGGCCAAAUGUGAUUGUCCUCCAGUGUGGGGCCGACUCUCUGACCGGCGAUCGUUUGGGUGUAUUUAAUCUGACUCUUAAAGGACACGGAAAAUGUGUGGAAUUUGUCAAAGGCUUUGAUAUUCCGCUCCUGAUUCUGGGCGGCGGCGGCUAUACUAAGAAGAAUGUGUCCCGUUGUUGGACACACGAGACCGCCAUUACUCUCAACAUGGAGUUACCCAAUGAUUUACCUCAAAAUGAUUAUUUCGAUUAUUACGGACCGGACUUUAAGCUACACAUCAGUCCCUCGAAUGCAUUCAAUCAGAAUCCAUAUCAGAAUUUAGAGAAAAUUAAGAGUACAAUAUUUGAGAACUUGCGGACACUAACACACGCGCCGUCCGUACAAAUGAAAGACAUUCCCAACUUUACGCUCAUUAGAGACGAGACCAUUGAUGAGGAUAUGGAGGACCCGGAAGAGAGGAUCAGUCAACAGAGAUCUGACGCUCACAUACAGCCUGACAACGAGAUGUCGGACAGCGAGGACGAGGGCGACGGCCGACGCGAUGAGACCAGUCAUCUGCCGACUCAACCAAAGAAGCAAAAAGUCGAGGACACGGCGACACCCGUUGACGAAACGAAACCACAAUUAGUGCUCACGAGUAAUGGUAUUAACAUUUUAUCAAAUACUGAG